CACGAGUAAUAACAGCGCAAAUGGAGAGAAUUCAGCACCCGCCAUUAGCGGAUUGAAAGUGGAAAAGGCAACACAAGACUACUGGAGAAUAUAUAAGUCUUGUACAUCUUACACGAGAACGAGUAACUGGCUUAGUCUUCUAAGCUAUAAACGAAGGACAUGGAAGAUAUAUUGGUCCCUGCCCCUCAAGCGCUAUGGCAAGCGUGCAAGGCGUCUAUUGAUGAUUUGACCUAGGUUCGCCCGACAAGACACUGUCAUGCUUGUUCAUUUUCAUGCAAGUCGGUGGAAUGUCCGCCUAGCUCGUGGGCAGGUUGUUUCAAGCCCUGCGACGCGUCCGACUUUUUACGCUGGCUUGAACGCGCUGCCAAUCUCAGAAAACCAUCCCUAAUUUACCUUGGAGCACAACCAACGCAACAGUCCCUCACAUGUCAAAAACCGGAGACUUGCGAAAUAACCUUCUGAAAACCCAAGCAGAAUUACGGCACAUUCGGUACGCAGGUCCUUUUGAUGUAUAUGGAGCAAGUAAAGGCGAUCCUGCUGCAUUUCUUCCCGUCAUCCACUUUAUACUGCUCGAUUACUCCCAUAUCCUCGCCCGUCAUUUUGCAGCAAAGAAUUACGAGCUGUAUGGCAAAAAAGAUGCACGCUUCAUGGAGUCCGUCUACCGUCUUCUCAGGGAUGAAUUUGGAUAUCGGCCUCAGAUAACACGAGAACAGUUCUUCUCGAUGGGGUUUGCGGAGAGAAAACUCAUCUUUGUCGGUGAUCUGAUUCGAUUGUCAAAGACGCUGCACGUAAAUCUGGCCAGAAACAUAGCAAAGAAACAAAAAAUUGAAGAUAGCAAGGAAAAUCGAGACGUCGAAGCUCGGAAACGGAUGGACAUAUUCCCCACACAUAAUCAAUCGAAGCCAUCCUCUAGCAGCAAAGAGGGUCUUCAUUCGAGCGAUAACUUUAUAGCUCCACAAGGACUACUUGCAGCGCAAUCAUACGGGCGGCCUCCACCAUCCCACAAGAUCUUGCCAAACAAUGUUGCAAUUGUUGGAGACCAAUACUCCCCAGAAAGAGGAUCCGCUUUCCGGCAGUCACGGAAUUCAGCGGGGCGGAGUCCUCGCAAAGGUCAUGGCAAGCAACGAGACAUUCCAGAGCCGACCUUACCGUUCCGCAACACCGAUGAUUCUUAUCACCAUCAGUACCACGAAGAUGAUUCACAACUGAACUCAGAAGAUCUCACUGGUGGGGCCACAUACAGGAUUUUGAAGGACGAUCCAGAUAUUCUCUCUGAAAGAAGAUCUCAACUGCAAUCGGAUACGACCACGCUUGCGACCCGAGAACGACAGAUUGCAUUUGAAACUAGUCUUUUGUCCAGUACAUCUGUAAACGCCCCUCCACAAGUCCAGCGUCAUCACCUGCAAUACCAAUAUACGGGCACGAGAGAGGAUUCGACAGAGCUAUCUGUUAAACAAACGGCGGGCACAGGCCGUGGUGAAGGGCUGCGGCAGCCCGAAGGAAGCACGAUAUAUGAACCCGCCGAGCCACCCGCCCCCGCAGCUCCUCCUGAAAGUGCUCCUCAAUACACAGACACCAGCUAUCAAUCUCAACAAUCAUUUCUCAAGAUUGCCACGCCUAUUCCCAAAUCUGGAUUCGAUGAUACUUUCCUAACAGACGCAUCCGCUCGCAGUCUCCACUCGCCAAAAUACCUGGAUCCUAAAGAGCCACUUCGUCAAGACACUCGCAUUGAUGAAGAUACUGCGGAAAGGCCACACCAAACCACAGUCGCAAUGCCGCAGAGCAUGACUAUCAGUCAAGACCAGGGUGGCCGUCUUGGGGGACUUUCGUCAGACUUCCCGUUUCUCACACGAUCGUGGGUGGCACCAACAGCACCCCCAGCGAAUGCAUCUCCAAUACAGCCACAAGCCGCCAUCCCGCAGCAUCUUGAGGUUCACGCUCUUUUCGAUAACUUUAUGAGACUAUUCGCUGCUAAAGAGGAGGAGCUGAGACAUCUUCGCAAUCGUCUGGAAACCCUGGAGUCAAGCAUGGGCUCACAGCUCAAAGAGUUGACGACGCGUGUCAGCGCCUUAGAAACGCACAAUCUCACAAAUGGUGUCGAGUCGAAAAGAGCAGUGGAAAUGGGCGACACAGUCGGGCAUCAGCAACCUCAAGGAAACUCUGCACCUGUGGAGGAUGAACGACGGGACCUUCAUUCAUCGUCAGUCCAUGGGAUGGAAAGGAAUGGCUGUAGCGAUAAGGCGGUGACCGAUACUUCAACCACUUCAUCUUCACGCCAACAGAGUGUAACUCUGACAUCUACGCUAGUCAACAACGGGAGAGCCAUAGAAAUGCAUCAACCCCAAACCGAAGUGCGGUCGGCUCUUUCUCAGUCAGUGAAUGCUCCACCUGUGCAUGUGAAAUCUGCUGAGCAGUACAUCCGCAGUAUACAAGAGCGCAUGCAGCAAACAACACAGUUUUUAAAAGAACGGACGAAGGUUACACCUUUGAUGCAUGGCGAUGGCAGACUUGCUCAGAUUGGGUGAAGGAAAGCGGCAGUCUUAUUUGAAAAUGUAUUAGAUUGGCCGCUCUGAGAGCGGUUUAUAAUAUUGAGGAUCCAAUCCGGCACGCAGUCUGUCCUCUGGAAGCAAGCGCUAAGUGUCUGCCGUGGAUGGUACCAUAUGGAUA
This is a messenger RNA of Spizellomyces punctatus DAOM BR117, 2667 nucleotides long. RefSeq lists its product as uncharacterized. Gene Ontology annotation, cellular component: spindle pole; centrosome. The record is from RefSeq and is a predicted model, not a curated record. The transcript is spliced from 8 exons. The coding region runs from base 426 to 2525 and encodes 699 amino acids. NCBI's taxonomy places the organism in Eukaryota, Fungi, Chytridiomycota, Chytridiomycetes, Spizellomycetales, Spizellomycetaceae.